UUUUUUGCUAGGGAACCGACUGUUGUCGCCCCGCCCCCCCGGGGCUGGGGGGGGUGUUUGUCCCGUUAACUGUCGGAGUGGCGGGGGCGCCAGCGCCAGGCGACAUGCCGGUGCGUUUCAAGGGGCUGAGUGAAUACCAGAGAAACUUCCUUUGGAAAAAGUCCUAUUUGUCAGAAUGUUACAAUCCCUCAGUGGCUCAAAGGCACCCAUGGGCUGGACUUAGAUCAGAUCAGUUUGGAAUCACAAGAGAGCCAGGUUUUCUCUCCAAAAGAAAAGUCCCUUACCAUGACCCACAGAUUUCAAAAUCUUUUGAGUGGCAUGGACCUGUCACACAAAGCGAUGUGGUUCUGUCACCCAAGCCCAGAGCACCAGAAACAGCAAAAUUACAAGAAACAAACCAAGAAGAUGGUGGUAAUGAAGAAAAAGUUCCUGUGUUAGAAGCUUGCAGGGUUCCCAAGAGAACUAGAUCUCACUCUGCAGACUCCAGAACAGAAGGGGCUUCAGAUAUUGUGGAAAAUAAUGAGGAUGAACUAGUGGACCAUGCACCAGUUACUGAAAAUGUACAAUCGGAACAGACUACGGGGCUUCUUUCAGAAAAUGUAGAUGAUGGGGUGGAUAGAGUUCUUCGGAAGAAAGCUGGAUUGACUGUGGUUCCUUCAAAGAGUGCCUUGAGAAAUUCUGAAUAUCAAAGGCAGUUUGUUUGGAAGACCCCGAAAGAAAUUACUCCAGGUUUUACAGCCAAUCAGGUGUUCCACAGUAAAAGCCAACUUCUUUCACAAUUCAAAGACAAUCCCGUCAUCCAUGAAACUGAAUAUAAGAGAAAUUUUAAGGGUUUAUCUCCAGUGAAAGAACCAAAAUUAAGAAAUAGUUUGAAAGAGAACGGAAAUUUUGAAACAAUAUCUUCUGAAAAAAAGUGUAAUAAAAUAGAUGACCUUUUAAAAUUAGAAGCAGAGAUGGAAUCAAAAGACCUAGAUCAGCCUAAGCUGAAAGUUUCUCCUUGGAGACAUCAAAGGCUUGGGAAGGUGAAUUCUGAAUAUAGAGCAAAAUUUUUGAGCCCUUCCCAGUAUUUCUAUAAAGCUGGGGCUUGGACACACGUGAAGGAAAACAUACCAGAUCAGGGCUCUCUAAAUGCUAUGUGGUAUGCCGAGGUAAAAGAACUCCGAGAGAAAGCCGAGUUUUAUAGGAAGCGAGUUCAGGGGACGCAUUUUUCACGGGACCAUCUGAAUCAGAUUCUGUCUGAUAAAAACCGUUGUUGGGAUGUCUCCUCAAUCACAAGCUCAGAAGGAACCAUUAGUACCAACAUUAGAGCACUAGAUCUUGCUGGAGAUCCUACCAGCCAUACGACUUUACAGAAAGGAUCUUCUACAAGGCCAGAAGAAAAGAGACCUCCCUUGGAAGAGCAGCCCCAGACAGAAGCCAUGGACAAAGAGUGUGUGUCAGAGGCACCCACUGUGCCUGUGAGAAGGCGUCUGGCUUGGGAUGCAGAGGACCCUGGUGAAGACAUGCAGAAACAGCCCAGAGAGGAGGAGCAGGAGGAGCAAAGGGAAAAGGACAAACAGGCUCACACAGACGAGCCAGAGAAGUGGGAAGUACUUGAAAAAUACAAGGCAGACAAGAUGAAAGAAGGGUCAGAGUCUUCCUCCCUAUCUUCAGAAAAAGGAGGCAGGCUUCCUACACCUAUGCUGAAAGAACUUGAUGGAAUGCAAAGGACUCAUCAUGAUCGCACCACACCAGCUGUUGGUGGUGCUGUUUUAGUGUCCCCAUCUAAAGAGAGACAUCGAGUCCCAGAACAGAGGAAAAGACUGCCCUCUCAGAGUACUAUAGACAUGCCAAAGAAUUUUACAAAGAAAGAAAUUCGUUCCGUAACUCUCCUAACUUCUCCAGCUGCUGGUAUGAAAACAAUUGAUCCCCUGCCUUUGAGAGAAGAUUCUGAAAUCAAUAUCCCCAAGCUUGUAGAGCCAAGUCCUCCAGUUUCAAAAAUUUCAGAAUAUCCAGCAGAUAUACCACGGAAAACUCUUUCUCCUUGUGCCACAUCCUUUUGGAAUCCUGCUCUUCGAAUUCAGGGCUCUCUGAAAGAUCCAGAAUUUCAGCAUAAUGUGGGAAAAGCAAGGAGGAAGAGUUUCCAAUUACCUCAGCAAGAAACCUUUAAUGAUGAAGAUGAGGACAGAUUAUCUGUGAUUUCUGCUCGUUCUGCAGCUUCUAGUCUCCAGGCUUUUCAAACUCUGGCACGAGCUCAGAAAAGGAAGGAGAAUUUCUGGGUGUGCUGAAGGCAGAGGUUUAGUGGAAGAAAAAAGGGUACUUUGGAGGAACUAGAUUUAAGUCUAGAAAGCAGGAGGCAAUGGAUCCUGAAGUUGAAGCGUUUCUCGUCACUGCCUCUCCAUGAUGACCUACAUUCAGCUCACACACUCAGUUUGGGACAGGAGUGCUGAAAUGAUUGGACUGUUUCCAUUAUGUGGUGAAGCAAGAAAGACUGAUUACAAUGUUGUGGUUCGGUAUCUUGGGAAAGUGGUGGAAUACAUUUCCUGAUACGUACUAACUGUAUUAGUGUAACAAUGCAUUGGAGAUGCUAUCACAUAUGAGUCAGGAAAUGUGAAGAUAUAGAAUCUAUGAUA
This is a messenger RNA of Sorex fumeus (smoky shrew), 2612 nucleotides long. RefSeq names its product Mdm1 nuclear protein (gene SAXO6). Gene Ontology annotation, molecular function: microtubule binding. The record is from RefSeq and is a predicted model, not a curated record. Gene Ontology annotation, biological process: negative regulation of centriole replication. The transcript is spliced from 16 exons. Lineage: Eukaryota; Metazoa; Chordata; Mammalia; Eulipotyphla; Soricidae. Bases 105 to 2267 code for a protein of 720 amino acids.